AUAUUUCGCAUUCCUACUUUUACCAUUAGCUUGCAAUUAGCAAGUUUCAAAAGACGAUCUGAGCUUAUCUGGCCAAAUAAUUCACAUUACCUUCUAAUCUAGCCAUUGUAUAAGCCACCUAAACGUUUCAUUUUACUUGCCAGCCAAUCUAAUUGAAACUAUCAAUGCCUCCUCGCAAGACACCACCACAGGCUCUUGAUGCCGUGCGCAACAUGAAGGGCAUCACAUUCUCUUUCAAUCUAACACAGUCGCUCAACUACAAGCAGUCCCAACAACAGGAUCAACAAAGCUCGUUUACUUCAGAGCAUCAACCAAAACCACAGAUUGCAAGCCAAAGAGAGAUUCAGCAGCAGAUUCCCAUUGGGCACGAUCUGACAACUGAUACGGCACAUAUUCCCAUAUCCAAAACCACUUCAAUAGGAUCAACCAAUGCUGCCAAUACCUCAAAUGGUGUUGCUUUGCGAUCUUCCUCCUCCUCUCCCUCAUCUGGAACUGCGACUUUACGAACAGGCAAUGUCAGCCCAUCUACUAAUCCUCUACUCUCAAUCACCAAUCCUGAACAAGCCACAUCAUGCAUACCUGAACCCGCAAGUGUUGCUAAUGCAUCUGAAAAUGGUUCUCCCGCAAAAAAUAGAAGCAGUCCUGCCAUUUCUACAGCUGUUCAUUCCACAAGAACAUCUCCCAUACCACAACAGGCACCACACACAGAGUCUAAAGCAUCGGAAUCUAAACUAGCUGCGUCUCCUACACAAACUACGAUUUCCCGUACAUCACCACAAUUAGAUGGCAAGACACAGCUUCUUUCACAAGCCACCACAUUAGAUCCGUCAAGGAGUCCUGUUCCAGGCGCUUUAUCUUUAUCCGAAACUCCCAAUGCAUCUCCUGGAAGAGUUCCUAUUGAUUCUGCAUACGACAUGUCAGUAAAGGUGCAUGCCAUCACAUCAGAUGCUCUCUUGUACCGUAUGAGAGGCAUUUGCACGCCAGAGUUUGCGGCCCUCAAGCAACCUGGCCGUACAUCCUCACAAUCAGGUGCACCCGUGCGCAACACAUUUGGAGGAUCAUCCCGCUUCACAAAUCAUCGCCGCACACUCAGUAAUUCUUCUGCCGAUUCUUCCCGUCAAUAUACGUCACCAUCUUCUGGCGACGAGUUCCAUGGAUCUGCAGGGCAACCUGUUGCGCGACGUGGUAGACCUCCCAAUUCUGCGAAUCGCGCCCGUAGUGGUAAGCCUUCAGUAGGUAGACCUCCUGGUAGUGCAAGUGCUAGCCGUUUUUCAGGAAGUGGUGUGGGUGGAAGGCCAUCUGGAACUAGUGGUAAACGUAAACUGGGAUCUGCUUUUCCAUCAGCUCAUAACCCGCCUACUGUGAUAGAACAAUCUACAGACUUGGAUUUGGAUAAUGAUAGUGCAGAUUAUAUUGAUGACGAAAAGGGUUCAAUACGUAAGCGAAAAGUUAUUCACUCCACUACAAGUCCAGGUGAAUGCACAUGGUGUGGAGUUAAAAAGACGGCACAAUGGCGCAAAGGACCAUCUGGAUCUCGUGGUUUGUGCAAUGCAUGUGGUCUUGAAUGGGCCAAACAGAUCCGCCACGAAGCUAAAAAGUCUGGUAUUAGUAAUCAUGACGCAGAAAUCUUUUUGAUCAAAAAUUAUCGCACAUCUGAGCGGUAUCUGCGGUACAUGCGUGAGCACAACUUCUCGCUUGAUGGCCCUGCAGACGAUGCAGAAACCACUGCUGCUGCCAUUGCUGCUGUGGGCUCUAGUUCUUUCUCGGACUACUCAUCGCCUGCUCCAGAACAUCCGCAUCGGUCAGUGUCCCCUACUGUUCGUCUUGCAUCUCUUUCUCCUAACCCUGCACGUGUCUCCCCAUCACAGAGUGCAACAUCUAAUCCCUUUGAAGCGGCCUCACUUUCACCUUCUGCAGCUACAAAAAGAUCAUCUGUAGAGAAUUAGCUUCAACAACAGCCGAUUCUUUUGAAUAUCCUAAACACGAACCACCUUUUGCACUCAUUUAGGACUCGAGACUGUCAAUACACUAUACUUUCAGUCUCUAUACUUUCAUCACUCGCUUUCAUUAUUAUUUGUCACCCCACCUUUAAACCUCGCCUGAUUUGACAUCUUAAUCUUCAUUAAGAGCAUUUUUAGUCCUUUACAAUAAAUUUGGUUGUUGCUCAUU
Batrachochytrium dendrobatidis JAM81 is the source of this 2169-nucleotide messenger RNA. RefSeq lists its product as uncharacterized. Gene Ontology annotation, molecular function: sequence-specific DNA binding; zinc ion binding. NCBI's taxonomy places the organism in Eukaryota, Fungi, Chytridiomycota, Chytridiomycetes, Rhizophydiales. Gene Ontology annotation, biological process: regulation of DNA-templated transcription. The transcript has 4 exons. The record is from RefSeq and is a predicted model, not a curated record. The coding region runs from base 165 to 1946 and encodes 593 amino acids.